Colossoma macropomum (tambaqui) is the source of this 2206-nucleotide messenger RNA. RefSeq names its product urate oxidase (gene uox). Gene Ontology annotation, cellular component: peroxisome. The transcript is spliced from 8 exons. The coding region runs from base 119 to 1015 and encodes 298 amino acids. Gene Ontology annotation, biological process: purine nucleobase catabolic process; urate catabolic process. The record is from RefSeq and is a predicted model, not a curated record. Gene Ontology annotation, molecular function: urate oxidase activity. NCBI's taxonomy places the organism in Eukaryota, Metazoa, Chordata, Actinopteri, Characiformes, Serrasalmidae.
ACCCACAUUACGCAGGCGAUGCCACCCCCCAAUAUAAUCCCCUGUCCCCACGAGGUCCCACUCCUGGUGAAGAAUCAGAGAGUAAAGGCACCAGAUUCUGAGCACUUAUUUGAAAAAUAUGGCUACCUCAAACCAGAAUGUGGAGUUUGUGAGGACAGGUUAUGGGAAGAAUCUGGUGAAGGUAAUGUAUGUACGGCGGGAGGGGAUGCACCACUACAUAAUCGAGAUGAAAGCAAACGUCCAGCUGACACUGAACUCUCGCAAGGACUACGUGAACGGAGACAACUCGGACAUCAUUCCUACCGACACCAUCAAGAACACUGUCCAUGCUUUGGCAAAGCUAAAGGGGGUAAAAACCAUCGAGGGAUUUGCCCUGGACAUCUGCCAUCACUUCCUGACAGCAUUUAAGCACGUCACACGAGCAAAGGUCGACAUUGAGGAAACUCCCUGGAAGAGACUGGAAAAAAAUGGAGUUGAGCAUGCCCAUGCCUUCAUCUUCUCUCCAGAAUCUUGGCGCUUCUGUGAGGUAGAACAGUAUCUAAAUGAGCCCCCAGUGAUUCACAGUGGAAUCAGAGACAUGAAGGUCCUGAAAACCACACAGUCAGGUUUUGAGGGCUUCCUGAGAGAUCGCUUCACCACUUUGCAGGAAGCCAGGGACAGGUUCUUCUGUACUUCAGUCUACGCUAGGUGGCGCUACAACAAGCACCAAGGCGUACCUUUUGACACUGCAUGGAAAACUGUGAAAGACACCAUCAUCGAGAAGUUUGCUGGACCAUAUGACCGCGGAGAGUAUUCACCUUCUGUUCAGAAGACCCUGUAUGACACACAGUGUCUUGUUCUUGACAGACUGCCAGAGGUUGAGGAGAUUGAAAUAGUGAUGCCAAACCAGCACUACUUUACAAUUGACAUGACAAAAAUGGGAAUCUCCAAUAAGGAUGAGGUUCUUCUACCUCUUGAUAAUCCAGCUGGCAACAUCACAGGGACUGUGCGCAGGAAGCCACGGGCAAGACUGUGAAACUGAUCGCAAAAAGGGAAUCCACAAACAAAGGCAUUCUGACAGAUCUGUAAUCACCUGCAAACAAACAAACAAAGACCUCACUCUGUGUUUACCUGAAAACAGUCUGUGAAGUAAAGAAAAUCAUGAAUUAAUAUUAAAAUGACACCACCAUGCCUCAAUUUAUCCCAGCUGGUCUAGAAUGCAAUGAGUGCAACAAAACUGCAUGAGAGUUUUUACAACAUUACACAACGUUGUGAAAACUACUGUUUUAAAGGUUUGGGCUGUUUUUAAAAAUAUAAAACCAGUUUUAUUGCAUACAAGUGUACAAAAUGAUUCUAAUAUAUUAGUCCUUUGCACCUUCACAGGCUUUAAAUAAUUAGUAUGACACUAUGAAGAAAUUUCAGAAGGAUGAACAAAACUGCAGAUGAUUCUAAAACAACUGACGAAGCUAUAGAACAUGAACUGAGUUAUAAUGAAAUUAGCAUUCAGGAUUCAGCAUAUAGAAAAAUCUCAAGGCAGAUAAUUUGACAAUAAAUAAAUGUAAACAUAGUUAUAUGGAAAGGUUGGUCAAAUUACAUUUUACUGAUUUUCUAAGUGAAAACAAGUAAACACAUCCUCCACUGUAGGGGUGGGGAACUCCAAUCCUGGAGGGCCAGAUUGCUGCACAGUUUGAAGAUUUUCCUGAUCAAACCCACUUAAUUCAACUCCUCAGAUAGUUGGCAGGUUUAGUUGGAGUCCUAAAGCAGAGAAAACACCAAACUGUUCUGUACUCUGGCCUUCAGUUCUCCACCCUUGCUCUACAAGGAACUUAAAUUCUCCUAAUAUUAGUGCAUUUAUUUGCUGAAUUUAAAACGCCGGAACAAAUGUAAAAUAUAAAAUGUGUCAAAACGUUUGCACAGGCCACAUUCUAUGUUUUUUCCCAAUAUGCUAAAUUUGUUAAAUAAACAGUAACUGGGCAUUAAAGUGGCCAGAAGUGUGUUCUCUGUAGAGGAUGUCUUAACUAAUUUUUACUUUGAAAAUUAACAAUAUAUGUCAUUUGACAUACUGAAUGAAGGUAUCUAUUGAAUAUGGAUGAAUCUGUUGGGUAACUAAGAGAAGUGAAUAUGGGAUUUUCACUUUAAUGGAAAGAUUUAGUCAUUCUAUAUGAGAUAUUCAGGAGUUAUUUCUAAAACUGGAAUGAAUGUUGGCAAAAUAAAGGUGUUAAAAACG